CCAUUCUCUACCAUGCAGCGUCCUUGUGGCUAACGGGGAACUGGACUGGAAAUGACCUUUCAAGGUCCCUUCCAGUCCUAUGAUUCUAUUCUAUGAUUCUAACUGCAAUGGUUGAUUCUGAAAAGUACCAUUAAGAACCUACGUAACACUUUUAUCUAUGAUUUUCAUUUAUGUAUUUAUUUAUUGGGGCAGCUGAAACAAGGAGAAAGAGCCAAUGCUCUGUGACCAGCUAGCUCUCUGCUGAGCCUCACCGAUCAGCAUGCAGACCACCCUCUGAGAUCCUCUGAGCUACACAAUUUUACCAUGUGCCAGUCGAUACUGAUUGCAGCCAGAAGAUACAGGAAAGCAAUGUGCCCCACUUGCUACAUGGAGAAUAGAGGAGAGACAGCUAAGGCACUUCCUAACCCUGCAGGCUCACAGACAAAAAACAGACCAGAUGAAUCUCACUUCUGGCUUUGCCGUAUCCUCUGGAAAUACAGAUUAGUCAUGGUCCUGUUUCUAGUUUUUCUCAUUAUUGCUGUUAUUGUUUUGGCAGUGGUUAGCAGUAGGCCCUGCCCAAAUCAUGCCACUACCACAUGUCCAGUCAAUUGGAUCGGGUCCCAAGGGAAAACAUACCCAUGGAAAUGCUACUAUUUCUCAAAAGUCGAUGGGGAUUGGAACUCCAGCCAGAGAAACUGCUCUUCGCUCGGUGCCUCCCUGGCUACAGUUGACACCCGGGAGGAAAAGGAGUUUAUGCUGCACUAUAAGGGACGCUCAGAAACCUGGAUUGGCCUUACCAGGGACCAAGCAGACAAGCCCUGGAAAUGGGUAAAUGACACCCCAUUCAAUGACCAGUUUCCAAUAAGGGGAGGAGGUGAAUGCGCGUAUCUGAAUGACGACAAAGGUAUCAGCAGCUCAAGAUGUAGCACAGGGAGACGCUGGGUCUGCAGCAGGCCAGCCUGAUGCACAAAGCCACGGCAAAAGGCAAUGCAAGGCCUUUGGAAUGAGGGAGAGUGAUUAGUCGUCAUUUGGCUUUCUGAACUGGAGAUAUUGACCACUGUCGACUCACUGAGGACUGGUCCAAACCUGUGUUUCGAUGGAAAACUGGGCUGGGAAAUGUAGUUCUCGUAGAUUCUGAGGCCAGAAGGGACCACUGUGAUCCCCACUCCUAGAUGGGAGACUGCGGUGCAUUGUGGGAGACGUAGUCUGACCGAGAGGCCUGGCAUGUAGAGGAGAAUGGGAGCAUGAGGAAACAGAACUACAUCUCCCAUGAGGUACCACAGCAGCAUUUCUAAAUC
Molecule: messenger RNA, 1277 nt
Organism: Terrapene triunguis (Three-toed box turtle)
Lineage: Eukaryota; Metazoa; Chordata; Testudines; Emydidae
Product: C-type lectin domain family 2 member D-like
Exons: 6
Coding region: 304-942 (212 amino acids)
Source: RefSeq, a predicted model, not a curated record